Aspergillus caelatus is the source of this 4637-nucleotide messenger RNA. It is a transcript of the gene pan1, whose product is annotated as actin cytoskeleton-regulatory complex protein PAN1. Lineage: Eukaryota; Fungi; Ascomycota; Eurotiomycetes; Eurotiales; Aspergillaceae. Gene Ontology annotation, cellular component: cytoplasm; plasma membrane. Gene Ontology annotation, biological process: endosomal transport; endocytosis. The record is from RefSeq and is a predicted model, not a curated record. The transcript has 4 exons. The coding region runs from base 141 to 4535 and encodes 1464 amino acids. Gene Ontology annotation, molecular function: calcium ion binding; actin binding.
GACCAUCCAUCGCUGCCUGUCCGUCGGUUUCUAUCGUUCGUGAAGUUCCUCUUUCUCUUUAUUAUCAAUCUAUCGCUUAUCACUUUUCCUUCCUUAUAUGGUUAUUAGAUUGCCUAUCUAAUGCAAGAGCUGUGUUGGUAAUGUACUCUUCGUCGAAUUCCUUUAUGGGCGGCGCCAACAGCGCUCGCCCGGGACAACCACCUUUCAUGCAGCAGCCUUCAUAUUCUCAAUUCCCCCACGGACAGCAAACGCCCCAGCAGCAGCAACAGCAUCAGACGGGUCUUGCCCCUCAACCUAACGGAUAUGGUUCCCAAUUGUCUGGAUUCGGAGGCUCUCAUCUGCAGCCUCAACCUACAGGGUUCUCUCCUGGGCAGUUACAACCACAAUUCACAGGGUUUCCACAACCGCAACAGCAACCUGGCUUCCAGACCUCCACUCAGCCGCCCCAGCUCACGGGAUACUCUAUUCAGAGCCAAGCCCCGCAGCUCCAAGUCCCUUCGAGCACCGGCCUACCGGUCCGGCUGGCCCCUCAGACAUCAUCUGAGAUAGCAGACUCCUUCAGGGAUAGCGCUGGUGCCGCUCCACCCCCGCCCCCCAAAACCGCCGGUAGCAAAAUUCCCAGCAUUCGGCUCUCAUUCAUAACAGCACAAGACCAGGCGAAAUUCGAACAGCUGUUUAAAUCAGCGGUCGGAGAUAGUCAGACGAUGAGUGGCGAAAAGGCUAAAGACCUGCUUCUGCGGUCAAGGCUUACAGGAAGUGAUCUGUCGAAAAUAUGGGUCCUGUCAGACACCACAAAGUCGGGCCAACUGUUAUUUCCAGAGUUUGCUUUGGCCAUGUAUCUGUGCAACAUACGGAUUACAGGCAGAAAUUUGCCAGAUGCCCUCCCCGAGAAGAUAAAGAAUGAAGUUUCUAGUAUGGUAGAUAUCAUUUCCUUCCAGGUCCCUGACACGCAACCAGAGGUGGCCAUCCCCACAAAUACUCCGAACUUCGAUGCGCCGUUACUGGAGAACAAAUCUGCUCCUCCAGCUCCUCAGCAACCGCAACCUCAACAGCCGACCAAUUCUCAGCUUCUCACGCAGCUCACAGCGCAGCCAACAGGAUUUCAUACUCAGCCGACUGGCAUUCAGUCUACUCAAGCUUCUUUUCCAGGCCAAAGCUCAAGUCUAAUCCCGCAAGCUACGGCCUUCCCCGGGCAGUCCCAGCAACAGUUUCUACAAGCUCAACCAACAGGACUGAUGUCCAAUCCCCAGCCUACAGGCUAUAGUGGACCCCAUCCCCCAGUGCCGCCGAUGCCCACGAGCCUCGGGCCCAACCUCAGUCCCGCACAGGCCGGUGGGGUUUCUGGUUUAAUCGCCCAGCCUACUGGAGUCCCCGGCCAGUGGGGCUUUGUCAAUGCUCCGUCUUCUGGAUUGCCCAAUAUAGAAGCCCUCAAGCAGCAACUAAUGCCUCAACCAGGCCAGAAAAAAAUCUAUGACGAUCUUUUUCGGGCAUGGGAUGGAUUUCAUAAGGGCUUCAUUGGCGGUGAUACUGCUAUCGAAAUUAUGGGGCAAAGUGGGCUGGAUCGGAAAGAUCUCGAGCGUAUUUGGACAUUGGCGGAUCCCCACAACAGAGGCCGGCUCAACAUGGAUGAAUUCGCUGUGGCGAUGCAUCUAAUAUACAGGAAGCUGAAUGGAUAUCCGGUUCCGAAUCGCCUCCCUCCGGAGCUAGUUCCCCCAUCAACAAGGAAUCUCAAUGAUUCGAUAGGCACAAUCAAAUCGAUGCUCUCCCAAGAUGCGGAAAGUCGAAAAGCGUCCGGUGCUUUUCUACAACCACAGAAAACCGGUGUAAGUUAUCUCAAAGAUCACUCAUUUCGUGGUGGUAGUGGAGUGUCUCCCGGGUUUGGCCGCAAAGAUGCCACUUUGUUCAAGAACAAUGACGAAGCUACCGCUGGGUAUCGUUCUAGCGCCCGUCGCCGUGUUGGAAACAAUGGUAGGACGCCCUCGCCUGCUGCUUCGCAAGCAUCAGAAGAAGAGUUGUCCGUUGGGCAACUGAGGAAGAAGAUACGCGAGACACAAAUCAUGUUGGAUGCAGUCGACUUCCAGGACGAGAAUCGCGCCGAGGAAGAAGACGCUCUAAACCGUAGAGAUCGUCGGGAAGUAGAGAGCCUGAUGGAUCGAAUCCGACGUGUUCAGGAUGACAUUGACACACACCCGGAUGCGGCCUUCCGCACUCUUGACAACGGUGCCGAGCGAAGGUCCCUACGCCGUCAGCUGCAAUCUUAUGAGGACCAAGUUCCUCAAGUAGCUUCAGAUGUUCGACGGGUUGAACGAGAGAUUGCCGAGGCUAAACUCGAGCUCUUCCGCCUAAAGGACGCAAAGGCUCACCCAAAUAGUGCGUCGGAUAUCGUGGGAACAGGUCCAGGGGGUGCAGUGACAGAGGCGGAUCGCAUCAAGGCUCGUGCUCGAGCUAGAAUGCAAGCUCGUGCAGCCGAGCUCGCCGGUAGACCCACACCGUCCUCGCAAGAUGAUGAUGGAGCCGCAGCUCGACGAGUUGAAGCUGAAAGCGCCAAAGUUAAGGCAGAUAGAGAAAAGAACGAUGCCAUGACUCGUGAUGUGGAGGACAGUGUAAAAGACUUUGCUCGAAGUCUCGAGGAUACCCUGAAAGAUGCGAGUGAGAAUUCAACGCGCGAGCACGAAAGACGACGGUGGGAAGAUGCUCUGGGAGUUGAGGAUGUGAUUCGAGACUUUAUUUACGACCUAAAACGUAACAGUCGAACCGCAUAUGUUCGGAAGGAAGAGGCAUCGCGAUCCAUGCACGAGGAGCGUGAGCGUCCCCGAUACGAUGAAGCGCCCCCUACCCGGCCUUCUCCUCCCCCAUCCACUGGUUCCACGGGCUCAUUGCCUGGCUCUACCCACGAGGAUCGUGUUGCCGCUGCAAGGGAACGUGCGCAGAAGCGCAUUGCUGAACGAAUGGCAGCUGCUGGCCUCAAGCCUCAUAAUAGCACUGCGGAAACCCUCCUUCAGCGUCAGGAACGCGAGAAAAAGGAACGCGAGGAUCGGUUGAAGCAAGCGGAAGAAGAAGAUACCAGGCGCGAGCAAGAAAGGCAGCGUCGACUGGCUGAAGAACAGGGUGGAUCAAUGGCGCAACCUGUUAAACCGACGUCCAAGAAACCCCCGCCGGCGCCGCCUUCGAGACGGGGCCGUACUGACAGCGCGGGUCAGGCGGAAGCUAAAAGGGCGGCAGAAGAAUUGGCGAAAGUAGAGCAGGCUGCCCGAGGGCGAACGAUCCGCGAAGAAGAAGAAGAAGCGCAGGAGGAAAGGAAACGUCUUGAGGACGAUGCUAGGAAACGUGAGGAGGAGUUCCAAAGAGAGAAGGAGGCACAAGAAGCCCGCCUCCGAACACUCCAAGAACAGGUGCAGCAGGGCAAGAUCAAAAAACAGGAAGCGAAGCGGCGGAAAGAAGAAGCAGACCGAUUAGCAAAAGAGCAGGAAGCUAAGCUUACUGCUCAUCGUGCUGAACUCGAAAUGGCUAAAGAACGGGAACGACAGCUCCAAUUGGAAUUGGAAGCCCUAGAUGAGGAAAGCUCCUCGGACGAAGAAGGCCCGGAGAAUAUCACUCCUCAGCAUAGCACCCCUGCUCAGAGUCAAAUUCUUCCUGGAGUCGACAUUGCAGCGCCUGUUGCUCCCUCAGCUCCAGUCCCUCCUGUUCCUGGACCAGAGCCAGACGGGUCGACUAGUGCUACGAGCUCGCCAACCAGCGAUCGCACCGGAUUAGCCCACCUCCCUCUAGAGACUGAAUCGAAGAACCCUUAUUUCAAGAAGAUCAGUCAGCCUGCCGAGAGCCAACUUGCCACACCACAACCCGUCUCUAAUGCCCCUGUAACCUCCCCCAAGGCUGACGUUCAGUCAACUAAUCCUUUCCAUCGGCUUGCACAACAGCAAGAUAACGCGAAACCUGCAUUCACAGCAGCAGGACCAAUAGAACGUGUGUCCCGUGCACGUCCUGAGACGGAUGACGACUGGUCUGCAGCAGGAUCAGACUUCGACUCGUCUGAUGAUGAUGAUGAUGAUGAUGAUGAGCGGCCUGGCGGUGGAAGUGCGAAGCAGCUCGCAAGCAUACUAUUCGGUACUAUGGCUCCACCGCGACCUUUGAGUGCGGUGGAUGACAAAUCUCCUUCGAAACCAUCUACCCCUGCGCCAGAUACUCCUGUAGCCGCUCCAACGGCACCCGAGGCAGAUGGAACCUUGUCUGUACCCUCUGCUGCUUCCCCACCUCCACCUCCACCCCCACCCCCACCAGUGGUAGCACCGGUUCCCUCAAUAGCGCUCAGCUCUGGUCCUCCAGAUGCUCCCCCACCGCCGCCGCCCCCGCCUGUAUUUCAUAUGGCCGCCUCGGCCCCCCCGGGGAUUCCUCCACCACCAGCACCUUCGGCUGCACCGGCAGGAGCACCUGGUCGAAGCGCCCUACUAGCCUCUAUUCAAGCCGGUAAAGGACUGAGGAAAGUUCAGACAAAUGACCGGAGUCUUAGCUCUGUUGCAGGGAGAGUGCUCGAUUAGCAAGAGGUGGUCAGAGAGUUCAGUUUGCCAGAAUUCAAUUGGGUAGAAACCUAUAGUCACUAUUCCUAGCCACUUCGCUUUAAUCCAUUACUGCUAAAUCAA